UAUAAAAUCUUAUCCCAGCCCUCUAUUUUCCCCUAGCUCCAGCUUCAGAAUUCCCAUAUUUCCAUGUCUUUCUUUAAUGCAAAGCGGCGUUGGCAGCAAAAUCUGACAAACUAACGAACUCUUCUAUCGCCUGGUUUCUUAGCUCUCAUAUGAAUCUGCAAUAACAUGAUUGUUUUUUGAUUCCUUUCCUUCAGUAAUCAACUUAAGUCAAUCUAUCAGUAGCAAGAGAUCGUCGACUAGAAACAUAGAUGCUCGACACUGUGAAGUACCUUAUCGGCGCAGCUGGCGCCAGUGGCUACGGCUCCAAAUCCACUGCCGAGCAAGUCACCGAAAACUGUCAUGAUUUACGAUCCAUUACCGUUAUCAUCACCGGCGCCACGUCAGGUAUAGGGGCCGAGACAGCUCGGGUAUUAGCCAAGCGAGGCGCCAGACUGGUGCUACCGGCUCGGAGUCUCAAAGCUGCUGAGGAGGCCAAGGAGCGUAUCGCGUCCGAGUCUCCCGGUUCGGAGAUUAUUGUUAUGGCUCUUGAUCUUAGCUCUCUCAAAUCCGUUAGAAACUUCGUCUCAGAGUUCGAGUCGCUUAAGUUACCUCUCAAUCUCCUCAUAAACAACGCCGGCAAAUUUGCACACGAGCAUGCAAUAUCUGAAGAUGGUAUUGAGAUGACCUUUGCCACUAAUUAUAUAGGUCAUUUUUUAUUGACUAAACUGUUACUGAAGAAGAUGAUCGAAACUGCAAAAGCCACCGGCGUUCAAGGCCGAAUAGUUAAUGUAUCAUCGAGCAUCCACACUUGGUUCGCCGGCGAUAUGAUGCGAUAUCUGGCACAGAUAUCGCGAAACAAAAGUCCCUACGAUGCGACACGUGCUUAUGCUCUUUCGAAGCUCGCUAACGUUUUGCACACCAAGGAGCUUGCUCGGAGACUCAAGGAAAUGGACGCCAACGUGACUGUCAAUUGUGUUCAUCCUGGCAUCGUGAGAACCCGACUCACCAGAGAACGAGAAGGCUUUCUCACAGAUCUUGUAUUCUUCUUGACCUCAAAGCUUGUGAAGACCAUUCCUCAGGCUGCUGCUACGACAUGUUAUGUUUCUAUUCAUCCGAGACUUGAAAAUGUUUCUGGAAAGUAUUUUGCGGAUUGCAAUGAAGCUUGGACGUCAAAAUUGGGAUCCAACUCUAGUGAAGCUGCACGAUUAUGGGCCACUUCUGAAAUUUUGGUUUCUAGAGACCCUAAAGAACGCUUUUAAAUUAUAAACUAUGAGAGAAUAAAGUCCUAGUUGUAUAUGACCAAUGAAGGGGGAAAGAGCUGAGAUAUGUGUAGAUAGAUAAUAGAUAAACAAACUUACCCAAAAAAUAUAUAUAUAUAUAGUGGAUAAACACGAUGUUAUAAUUUAGAUUAGUAUAAUUAGUAAAGAUUAAAGGUAGUUAAUUGAUUAGAUUAAAUGUUGGUGGUUUGAUGAGUUGGUAGAAGUUUGGAGAUAUAAACGAAUAGAUGAUCUUCUAAGGAUAAUUUGAGUAACAAAAAAUGAAGUUUCAUGUAUAAAAGAAGAUGAAUUCAAGUCUCAUUUAGUGAUAUAUGAAGAUCAAAUUUUUUACUUAUUUAA
This is a messenger RNA of Mangifera indica (mango), 1595 nucleotides long. RefSeq names its product short-chain dehydrogenase TIC 32 A, chloroplastic-like. The record is from RefSeq and is a predicted model, not a curated record. The coding region runs from base 249 to 1238 and encodes 329 amino acids. The transcript has 7 exons. Lineage: Eukaryota; Viridiplantae; Streptophyta; Magnoliopsida; Sapindales; Anacardiaceae.